AAUUUUUUAAGUAGUGCAAUCAUCUCCUAUUCGAUAUAUAAACAAAAACAAUGUCUGACGGCGAAGAAGAUCAAACCGCAAUUGUCUGCGACAAUGGAUCAGGAUUGGUAAAAUCUGGAUUUGCUGGAGACGACGCACCAAGGGCUGUGUUUCCUUCUAUUGUGGGAAGACCAAGACAUCAAGGUGUAAUGGUAGGAAUGGGUCAAAAAGACAGCUACGUCGGAGAUGAAGCUCAAAGUAAAAGAGGAAUACUCACUCUCAAGUAUCCGAUUGAACAUGGAAUAAUUACUAAUUGGGACGACAUGGAAAAGAUCUGGCAUCAUACAAUGUACAACGAACUGCGUGUAGCUCCCGAGGAACAUCCAACGCUUCUGACUGAAGCUCCAUUGAAUCCAAAAGCAAACAGAGAAAAAAUGACACAAAUUAUGUUUGAAACAUUCAACGUUCCAGCAAUGUACGUCGCUAUUCAAGCUGUUUUGUCUUUAUAUGCAUCCGGCAGAACUACGGGCAUCGUUAUGGAUGCAGGCGAUGGUGUUUCACAUAAUGUGCCAAUCUACGAAGGUUAUGCACUACCUCACGCCAUUGCUAGAUUGGAUUUGGCUGGUCGUGAUCUCACUGACUAUUUAAUGAAAAUUCUGACUGAGAGAGGAUAUUCUUUCGUUACGACUGCAGAACGUGAAAUCGUUCGUGAUAUUAAAGAAAAACUGUGUUAUGUUGCUCUUGACUUUGAACAAGAAAUGGCAACAGCUGCUUCUUCAACAUCACUCGAGAAAAGUUACGAACUACCUGAUGGACAAGUCAUCACUAUCGGAAACGAGAGAUUCAGAUGCCCAGAAACUCUUUUUCAACCUUCUUUUAUUGGUAUGGAAUCUGCCGGUAUACAUGAAACAACAUAUAAUUCUAUUAUGAAAUGCGAUAUUGACAUUCGUAAGGACUUGUACGCCAACAAUGUUCUUUCUGGAGGAACUACAAUGUAUCCUGGUAUUGCUGAUCGUAUGCAGAAAGAAAUCACUGCUCUUGCACCAAGUACAAUGAAAAUCAAGAUCAUCGCUCCUCCGGAAAGGAAAUAUUCUGUAUGGAUUGGAGGAUCGAUCUUGGCUUCUCUCUCAACCUUUCAACAAAUGUGGAUUUCAAAGCAAGAAUAUGAUGAAGCUGGUCCUUCGAUUGUUCAUAGAAAAUGCUUUUAAUUUAAUUUGAUUUCCAUUUGUUUUGUUUUUCACUGAUGGCUUCUACGUUUUGAUGUUUCGUUUUAUACUAGAUCAAUCAAGUUUUAAACUCUAAAUGUGUUUAAAAACCAAACGCAGUUACAGUCUUUUUCUACAUGUCUCAUUUGUAAAUAUGAAUUUAUGUUCAAUGCAGAUUCUGCAUUCUACACAAAUUCUACGUUGUAUAACAAUACUCUUGUAAGUAAUAUUUUUUAUGUAUAGUCAAUUGAAUAUUUUACCACAUACGAAAACAGCAGUGCGUUAAUUUAUUUAUGACCUUGCUGGCAAUAAACAAUUUUAUCCAGUCUAAUAUAUCUAAUGUAGCUUGCAUAGAAUUUUAUGAUAUAUAUACUAAAUUACUUCAA
Messenger RNA from Styela clava, 1570 nucleotides. Its product is annotated as actin, muscle. The record is from RefSeq and is a predicted model, not a curated record. NCBI's taxonomy places the organism in Eukaryota, Metazoa, Chordata, Ascidiacea, Stolidobranchia, Styelidae.